This is a messenger RNA of Linum trigynum, 378 nucleotides long. The record is from the annotation of a GenBank genome assembly. Lineage: Eukaryota; Viridiplantae; Streptophyta; Magnoliopsida; Malpighiales; Linaceae.
AUGGCGAGGAGAUCGGCUUUAGUGCUAGCGACGGUGCUGGUGGCAACCUUUCUUUUCUCCGUGACGUUGGUUGAGUCGACGUGCGACCUACGGGAAUAUGGCCCACCGUACCCAAUUGAGAAUAUUGCUGACGUGUUUUACCGUGACGUCGUCAGUUUCGCACUGUCGGUGAAGAACAAGGAACGCAAACCACCUCAUCGAAUGACGCUCGUAAGCAUUGACGAGGGCGUCUUUUAUCCUCUAUCAGACUAUGUCAGUUUCUAUCGUUUCAAAAUAACUACAUCCAACCAUUACGGCCAAGCAAAGUACUUAGUAUUUGUCAUUAAUGAGCAUCCCCUUCACAACUCGUUUACCCUGAAAUGCUUCGACAGAAUUUAG